Molecule: messenger RNA, 2088 nt
Organism: Fukomys damarensis (Damara mole-rat)
Lineage: Eukaryota; Metazoa; Chordata; Mammalia; Rodentia; Bathyergidae
Gene: Igflr1
Product: IGF like family receptor 1
Exons: 5
Coding region: 546-1748 (400 amino acids)
Source: RefSeq, a predicted model, not a curated record
UAAGAUCGGGGCUUGCUGGCACGGGGACCGGUGCUCCCGGCUUCACAACAAACCGAUGUCCCGUCAGGAAGUGUUCACAGAACUACAGGAGAAGUAUGGGGCAUUGAAGAGAUGAAUGUGUGCAACAACUUGGGGGCCAGAUCUUGGGCAAUGCUGUCCCCUCCUUAGAGCCCAGAAGUGGAGACAUUCAGUGCCUGACGGCCACCCCUGAAAUCUCACAGCUUGAGGUCCAUCAUUAAAUCCAGACCAGCCUCAAAGCUGCUGACUAAGCCCCUGAAGAUCUCCAUUUCCUUUGCUGACCCCGACCCACUUUUCUCUCAAUUCUUGAGGAAAGAGGAUGCAGAGAGGGCAGUGGCUGAACUUGAUAUCCGCCAAUUCAACAGGCAGGCUGUGGAUGCUGAGCUGUUUCCUGCCACUGACUUCUGGGAGUCAUGUAUGACAGUGCAAGGGUAGAAAGAGUAUGUGGUGGGAGUCUGUCAGUGACAGUGGCCUCCUUCAUCUGUCCUCUACUAAGGGGAUAUACUCAAGCUGGCUACUGAAACUUCAUGCAUCGUCAACCCACAUCCUGGAACCUCCAGCUCUGUGGUCGGGGACCCAGGUCCAGGGAUGAGAAAAGGAAAGACUACUACUUCUGCCACCUGGGUUUCCCGGAAUGUACGGCAGAGGUGCUGCGGUCGGAAGUCCUGCACUCGCGGCCACAGGCCCGGAUGGGGCUCAGACACCUCCUGCAGAUCAUGCUGCUUCUGGCCCUAGCAGUGCCUCGAUCGAAAGCCUCCGGGCACUGCAGCCCCCUCCAGUACUGGAACCCAGAUAGCAAGCGCUGCAGCAGCUGCCUGCAGCGCUUCGGGCCGCCUCCUUACCCGGAUCACGAGUUUGAGGAAAACUGCGGCCUCAGUGACUUCGGGGAUCAUUUGACGCACCCGUUCAAAAAAUGUUCUCCUGGGCAUUGCAACCCCGACUUUGCAGAGCUGUGUAGCCCCUGCACCGUAGAAGCCCCGGUCCCUAUUCGCACUGGGAGCCCUGGCAGGACCCAGCAGUGCUGCGGAGAGGAGUCCACGUCACCAGGGAGUUCCAGUCUCUCAUGGACAACUCAGAGCAGCUUCUCACAUUUUGUCUUGCCGUUGGUGUUGGUCCUGUCCUUAAUGCUGGCCAUGCUCACCUGCGGCCUCCUUCUGCAAAGGCAUCACCAGAAGGGAAAAGCCCAUUCCCCUCUCUGCCCUGGCUUGGUUCACGGAGACAACACCCCCACCCUCUCCUUGCACUCACCCUUCUCCCCAGGCAUAAUGGAGACAGAGGGCACAGGAAAGGCCCUUUUGCUCCCACUCCAGAGCAUGGGUGAGUUAGGGAGACACACCCAGAAGGGAAGAGGGGUGCUGGAAGCCUGCCCUUCCUCCCCUUCAUUCCUUCCUGUACCAGAGCUGGCAGGUCUGGUUGCACAGCCUCUCUCUCGCCUCUUGGAUGAGCUGGAGGUGCUGGAGGAACUGAUUGUGCUGCUGGACCCUGAGCCUGGGCCUGGGCCUGGAGGUGGCAUGGCUUAUGGUACCACUCGGCACCUUGCUGCAAGAUAUGGGCUGCCUGCUGCCUGGUCUACCUUCGCCUACUCCUUGCGGCCCACUCGCUCACCACUGCGGGCCCUGAUUGAGAUGGUGGUGGCAAGGGAGCCAUCAGCCACUCUGGGCGAGCUCAGUGUGCACCUGGCCCACCUAAGGCGGAACGAUGCACUGCAGGUGCUGUCCAGGCUUGGCUGACCUAGAUCUAUGGCGGGGGCUACAAUAAAAAUGAAAUUAAAAAAAAAAUGCCCUUUGUCUCUGGCGCCCGUUAAGGGUCCUUCUGAAAGCAAAACCCUAAACUGGGCAAGGGGGACCCAGCAUCCUCCUUUCCUAGAAAGGCCUGCUUUCUCUAACCAACCAUAUUAGAAUACGAACGCUUCUUACUCUGAAGCCUUCACAGACCCUGCAGUUUACCUCUAUCUAAUUCUGAGGACUGCCUCAUACCUCCUGUUGAGGCUGAAGGACUUCCUUGGCUCAGGAUGGGUGUGGGACACGGAGAGAAGCAAGAGUCCCUACCUGCCUCAAGCGUUGUACAAAU